This is a messenger RNA of Mirounga angustirostris (Northern elephant seal), 10927 nucleotides long. It is a transcript of the gene STOX2, whose product is annotated as storkhead box 2. The transcript is spliced from 4 exons. Gene Ontology annotation, biological process: regulation of transcription by RNA polymerase II. NCBI's taxonomy places the organism in Eukaryota, Metazoa, Chordata, Mammalia, Carnivora, Phocidae. The coding region runs from base 1697 to 4477 and encodes 926 amino acids. Gene Ontology annotation, molecular function: RNA polymerase II transcription regulatory region sequence-specific DNA binding. The record is from RefSeq and is a predicted model, not a curated record. Gene Ontology annotation, cellular component: cytoplasm; nucleus.
UGUUGUUUAUAAUGCCUGAGCAUUUUUGGAAACCCAGAUGGGGGUAUGGGCCGCGGCACAGCGUCGUCGGGGUUCGCAGCAUUGUGACCGCGCGCCUUUAACUCGGCGUGACCUCGGCGUCCCGGGCCCCGCGCCCCCUCCCCUCCCGCGUCGCGCGCAUUGUUGUCCUUUAGCGAUUGGUUGCUGGACGCGAAGCCGCUGUGCAGAGCCGCGCUGUGUAAAGGACCUGAAUGCAGGUUAGCGGGCGGCUGGUGACUUACACGGGGGAUCCAGGGCGAGAGAGGAAGAGCCGGAGGCCACCACCACCGCGUUUCCCAGGCGGCGUGGACCAGGCGGCCCGGCGUUUGCGGCUGUCGCAGGAGCCCCCGGGGGCGCCCCCUCCUCCGGCUCUCGCCGACUUCGGGGUUGGCGCAGGUGGGCAACACGGGGCACCGCCGACCUCCCGGUUCCCACCGAGGGGGCUCUGUCUCUCCCUGCGAGGGGGAGGGAGCAUCCUAAAAAUAUGUAAAUAGCCAAGCGGCGACUUCGGGCUGGGGCUCCAGCCAAGGUCCCCGCGCCGCCGCAGGGUGUUUUGCAUGAAAAAGAGAAGCCUGUCAGGAUCCGUGCUCUAACUUAAGGCAGCGCCGCGAUUAGCAUGAGCCGGGGCGGCUGAACUGCUUCCUGCCCUCCAGUCGCCGUUCUGCGCGCUCGCGACCGAGCAGCGGUGCCACCGUGCGGGUGUGGAUCGGCCGGCACGGCCUCGUCGGCAGCCAUGGCUCCCGACGCCCCCUCGGCCAGUAAGUAGGAGCAUGCCUGUGUAGGGGGGCACAUGCGUGGCGCCGCGCGAGCGCGCGCGCGCGCACACACACACGCGCGCACACACACGCGCGCACGCACGCACACCACCCUGAGCCUGGGAAGGAGGAAGAUUGACGAGGCGCCGCAGUUGCGAGGACGACGCGGGCUCUUCCUGGAUCCCGCAGGAGCCCGCCUGCCGCAGCUGCCGUCUGCAGAGCCUGCUCGGACCCCUGUGCACACGCGCCCCCCAUUCGAGCCUCUGUAAUGAAGACUGCCUCCCGAGGACUGCAGGAGAGGCAGAGCCAGCCUGCGCCCGCCACUGCGGGCCGCGCGGCCGAAAGGCCCUGGGGGACACGACUUGGACGCUGUCAACCCCACGCCUCGCUCUGAGCCGCCGGGUGCGGAGGGUCUGCCGCCGCCCCUCCGGCUUCCCGGGCGCCCGAGCCCGGGUCAGCCCCGGAGGCCUCGGCUUCCUCAUUUGUUUGGAUCUUUUGUGCCGUGGCUCACAGUUGGCUAAGCACUCCUGCGCUGAAUCGGGCCAUUGUGUGCGCUCCCAUUGCUUUCACGCUGCAAGUCUCGGCGCCCCCACCCCGCCCGCCCCCUCCCCGCCUCCUCCUGGCCGGAGAGCCUGCUAACGUGCCUUUCCCCCCAGGAAUCUGGAAGCUAUAAGCCGGGCGGAUUGCAAAUGAAGUGUAAUGCAUUGUGGGACGUGUGUAAAAUCGGAGCCUUCACCGUGGGGGUGUGUGGGGGCGUGGGGAGGGCCGGACCCGCGGCUGGCGGUGUAGACGCCGACGAGGAGGGGCUGGGAAAAUGUGCGCAGAGUCCGCCCGGGUCGUGCCCGCCGUAGACGGAUGAAGCAGCGCGCUGCGCCCCGGCGCUGAGGCCCCCAGGAUCGGGGUGGCAGGUCGCGCUCCCCACCAUGAAGAAGACCCGGAGCACAACCUUGCGGCGAGCCUGGCCUAGCUCGGAUUUCUCGGACCGGGCCUCGGACCGCAUGAGGUCCCGGAGCGAGAAGGACUACCGCCUGCACAAGCGCUUCCCCGCGGCCUUCGCGCCCCAGGCUUCGCGGGGCUACAUGACAUCAGGUGAUGUGUCACCAAUCAGCAUGUCUCCCAUCAGUCAAUCUCAGUUUAUCCCACUUGGGGAAAUCCUUUGCUUGGCCAUCUCGGCAAUGAACUCCGCCAGAAAACCUGUCACCCAAGAGGCGCUGAUGGAGCACCUGACCACGUGCUUCCCAGGUGUUCCCACCCCAAGCCAAGAAAUCCUACGGCACACGCUGAACACGUUGGUACGGGAGCGGAAGAUCUACCCAACUCCGGAUGGCUAUUUCAUCGUGACCCCACAGACUUAUUUCAUUACUCCUUCUCUCAUAAGAACUAACAGUAAGUGGUACCAUUUGGACGAGAGGAUACCUGACAGGUCUCAGUGUACCUCUCCGCAACCCGGAACCAUAACGCCCUCUGCCUCAGGCUGCGUCAGGGAAAGAACGUUGCCCAGAAACCACUGCGACUCUUGCCACUGCUGCAGAGAAGACAUGCACAGUAUGCAUGCUUCCACUCUGCAGAGGAAACCUGCCAAGGACUGCAAAGACCCCUAUUGCCCUCCUUCACUAUGCCAGGUGCCACCCACCGAAAAGAGCAAAAGUACUGUAAACUUUUCUUAUAAGACAGAAACUCUCUCAAAACCUAAAGAUAGUGAAAAGCAGUCCAAAAAAUUUGGGCUCAAGUUAUUCCGGCUAAGUUUUAAAAAAGAUAAGACCAAACAGCUAGCCAAUUUCUCUGCCCAGUUUCCUCCUGAGGAGUGGCCCUUGCGCGAUGAAGACACACCAACUACUAUCCCUAGGGAAGUGGAAAUGGAAAUCAUUAGGCGGAUUAACCCGGACUUGACCGUGGAAAAUGUCAUGAGGCACACUGCACUAAUGAAGAAACUUGAAGAAGAAAAAGCGCAUCGGAGUAAAGCUGGGUCUUCUGCCCAUCACAGUGGAAGAAGUAAAAAGAGUAGGACUCAUCGAAAGUCCCACGGAAAAUCUCGGUCACACAGCAAGACACGAGUGUCUAAAGGAGACCCUUCGGAUGGUUCUCAUCUGGAUAUCCCAGGUGACAGAGAGUAUGACUUUUGUGAUCCUCUUACCAGGGCACCCAGGGAAGGCUGCUUCAUCAUUGAACACAAAGGAGAUAACUUCAUCAUGCAUAGCAACACGAACGUGAUUGAGUCUCAUUUCCCCAUGACACCAGAAUGGGAUGUGUCUGGGGAACUGGCCAAAAGGAGAACGGAGAUGCCUUUUCCUGAGCCUUCCAGGGGAAGCUCCCACUCAAAAGUGCACCGAAGCCACAGCCAUACCCAGGACCGAAGGUCCAGGAAUGAGAGAUCCAGCAAAGCCAAGGAGAGAUCCAGAUCGAUGGAUAAUUCGAAGGGCCCUCUGGGUGCUUCUUCUCUGGGGACACCUGAAGACCUGGCUGAAGGCUGUAGCCAAGAUGACCAAACCCCCAGCCAGUCCUACAUUGACGACAGUACUUUAAGGCCCACGCAGACAAUUGGCCAUCAAAGGGCUCAUGUUUCGUCCACAAGCUAUAAAGAGGUGUGUAUUCCGGAAAUAGUCAGUGGCAGCAAGGAGCCUUCCAGUGCGUGUAGCCUUUUAGAGCCAGGCAGACCACCUGAGAGUUUGCCAUCCUAUGGGGAGCUCAACUCCUGUCCAACAAAAACAGCUACAGAUGACUAUUUCCAGUGCAACACGUCCAGUGAGACAGUCCUCACGGCGCCAUCGCCUCUGGGAAAGAACAAAGAGGAUCAUGACACUCUGACUCUGGGGGAAGGGGUGAAAAAACUGCCGCUGUCUGAUAGGCAGGCCCCACAUUCUUCCAGAGAGCCUGUAGGGCACAAGGAGGAGUCACCAAAAGGGCCAGGCGGAGGCCCAGCCGCUUCUGGCGCAGUGGCUGAAGGGAUUGCCAAUGGACGCCUUGUCCAGCACCACAGUGCGGAGCCCAGCAGCCUGGACAAGAGGAAAGAGAUAUUCAGCAAGGACACACUGUUCAAACCUCUCCACAGCACCUUGUCUGUAAACAGCUAUCACAAAUCGAGCCUGUCCCUCCUCAAAUCUCUCCCGAAGACACCUGCCGACACACUGCCGGGCCGAUGUGAGAAACUGGAGCCGCCCCUGGGGACCUCGGUGGCACCAGCCGUGCCUGGUUCCCAGCGUCAGCAGGAGUCAGGGGGGAACCAGGAAGCCUCUUUUGACUAUUACAAUGUCUCCGAUGACGACGACUCCGAGGAAGGGGCAAACAAAAACACAGAGGAGGAAAAAAACAGAGAUGAUGUAGGCACCAUGCAGUGGCUCCUUGAGAGGGAGAAGGAGAGAGACUUGCAGAGGAAGUUCGAGAAGAACCUCACCCUCCUUGCCCCAAAGGAAACCGACAGUAGCAGCAACCAGAGAGCCACCCAUUCGGCACGCCUCGACAGCAUGGACAGCAGCAGCAUCACUGUGGACAGUGGAUUCAACUCCCCACGCACUCGGGAGAGCCUGGCUUCCAACACGUCAAGCAUUGUUGAAAGUAACCGUCGUCAGAACGCUACCUUGAGCCCGGUCCACGGUGGAGCUGGCCCGGCCUUCAACUUCCGAGCAAGUACGGACCCCGCAACCAGCGAAGCUGAGAAACUACAGAAACCUUCCAACUGCUUGCAAGCUUCUGUUACUAGCGUGUGACAGUCGUUCUGCCUCAGAUCUCCUGUCUCAUUCGAUACAGCCAAGUUUACGACACUGGGACUGAUGUUUACAUCUUGGGAAAGACAAGCAUCUCGACCACAGUUUUUGUGUUUACUUAAACUGUGCUGCUAAGUAGGCUAGGGCAAAAAACAAAAAUCUUUAUUUCAGAGUAUUGCUUUUCACAUUUAUGGCUCUGUAGCAACCGAAUAGCAGUAGGGGUGAUAUGUAUACUUUUGCUUCACUACUUGUAACUGAGCACACAUAGGAAAGUCUAGACACUGUAAGUGUGAUAUGCAUUCCAAUGUCAUGAAGUUGCCAAUUCCAUUUUUAAAUGCCACAGAUACGUGUUGCUCCCAGUCUGUGGUCAGAGGGUGCCACAGAACUGAUCCUUGACACUUCCCCCCCCAGAAAAAGUAAGCCACCCCAAAAUGUCAAAUACCAGGGUCCACCUUAAGGGAAAUCAGUGUCAAACUGACCAGAAGGGACCCCAGCCCUCUGUGUGUGAAUUGUUUAUGCACCAGUCAUUUCUCACUGUGAGUUUUCGUGACACGAUUUUGCAGGAGCCCGUGGAAAUGUGUCAGAAGGGGUCGUGAUCGAAAUUCUGGGAGUGUUUGUUUUCAGGAUUUUGUUUUUAAGUGUUACAGAUGCUUGUCUGAUUUUUAACCUUCCAUAAUCACAAACAGGAAUAUAGGCCUUUGAUUCUGAAGUGGACGAAAGAAGGAGAUCCCCAGCCUGGCUGGGACACAGCACUAAGGGAUGGAAGAGGGAAAUGUGGACUCUAAAGCUGUCAAUCAAAUAUUUAAGGAAGAUAAUUUCCUCCUUGUGAUACUUACGAUGAUCCUAUCUUACUAUAAUAGAUACGAUAAUUAAUUUGUUUAAAAGCAAAAUGUUCUUUGUGAUACAAAUGAAGAGUAUGGCCUGGGGAUGUUAUUCUUUCUAAUGGAAGGACAUUAAUCUAUUUUAUGUAGUUUUAAAUAGAAUGCCUAAAUUAGGCUAUGGGAGAUCAUUUUUAGUGGUUAUAGGAAAGAGCAAAGUUAGGGAGAGUUGACCUUCAGGCCUUUUAUUCCUGGAAAGAUAUCUAUAGAGAAAAGUUUAAAAUAAUUUUUGAUUAGAAAUAUACAUGUGCCCAUGUAAUUACCAACAGAAUGUGCUCGUUCUGCAAGUAUGGUAUAAUCGGAACUUGUACUCCCCUAAAAUUUAUCAGAGUAACAAAUAUGCAUACAUGAACUAUGCCAGAGUAAUGUUUACAGAUACUUUGUAACCAAUUUCAGGAGGCAUUUUUAGGUGGAUGUAUAGUUACUAGCCCAACUUACUUCAAAAUGGUUUGUUAACAUUUUGCUUUGGUUUACAAUGUCUUAUUGAAUACAAAGAAGACUCCGCAGCAAAGGGAUUAAAUAAUCGAGCUUCAACUUUACAGAAGAGAGACAUUUCAAAGUUCCCCAUUUUAUUCUGUGAGAACAAUGGACUAAAUGUGUAGAUAGUGAAAAAUUAUUUGCAGAAGGGUUACAUAUGACACAAGUAAAUGGUCUGACCAAAAGUUUAGUUUAGUGGCAUGUGAGCCAUAAAACCAUAAAAUAUAUAUCCAAAAAUAAAUCUAAAAUCUUCCCACCUCAGACUUCAGUAAUUGGCAUAAAAUGUGUGAAACAUUUCUGCUUCAGUAUUAGGUUCAAUCACUAGGGAUCUGUUUAAAGAAUGCACUCCUAUACAUAGCUGGACCGAUUCUUGAAACAUAUGGAUACUCUCUCAUGCUUUUCAGAUACUUGGAAGUUGCAUUAGGUCAAACUGGACUCAUCAAGUUUAGUCUAGAUUCCUUUUUGGGUGCUUAUAAUGAAACGUAAGCACAUUUCUUGGUAAACCCCCAUACCACUAAAAUGCUUAAGUUAGUUGGCUUUCAAUCUCAUGCCUUAUUUCCUCCAAGGCAUGCCCUGAUUGCCCAGAAAUGCACUAUUUGUCUCAUUGCUUAAAUAUGUCCAGGAGGAAUGAUAAUCUAUCUAAUAGACUAUACACACAGUCUAUUUCCUUGGGGAGUUAUAUACCAUACGGUUACUAAAUUCUUCUGGCUAAAUUCCUUUUUUUUCCAAAAACCCUGCUCUCGAGUGUUGAAUCAUACCAUCAGUUCAUAAAUAAUGCAACCAUUGAAACAAUACAUCAGCCUCUCGUUCAUCCUCUUGAAAGUAGCCAUUAUAAUAAUCAAACGCUGUGUGGACAGGAAAGGAAAGCAUUACCUUUAAGAGAAGCUUUAAAAUAGGCAUCUAUCAAUAUUUCACACGAUACAGGUUGACAGAAGACAUGAUUCAAAUAAAAUGUGUAUAGUAUUUGCCUGGUGCUAUGGGGUACACUGUUUUAAAAACAACAACAAAAACUCCCUUAGACCUGGAGCCAUUAGCGUAGAGAAGAUGGGCUUUAAAGAUGCUACGAUGUAAGCAGAUGUUCCGUGCGGAAAGGUCCCCGUCUGCGUCUAACAGGAGUCGUGGAUGGGGGAGGCGUGGCAGCAGGAAGCAUUGUUACAGAUGUGACCCGAGAUGGUCCUUGGACAGCGGGCGAGCUUCUCAGUGACCAAACCCUCAGCCCACGCCAAGCUCUGCCAACAUCCUUUUCCUCCCCUGAACUGAUAGCUUUGUGAGACGUGGCUGCUUAUCUAGUCUUCACUUAGAGUUUAUCAGCUGAAAGGUUUACAGAACUGAGUCUGGUUGAAUCUUUGUGUAGCGUUCACCUCUAAAGGGUCAACCCGUCUGUCGGCAUUUUGCACACUUAUGUAUUAUUAUGAUGCAGCGUAUUACUUUAUGGCAAUUUUUAUUUUUACAUAUAACUACCUCCAUAAAUUUGAUGAAGUGGCAGCAGUGUGUUUAAAGUGUAUUGUUCGGAAAAGCAAAGUGGAAAACCUCCGUCAACAUGAGGCCAUGGCGUUCUGUGUGUGUGUCCGUCAUUGACCGCCCCUGUGGACUCGUGACUUCUUCUUGGCCGUGGUUUUGUUUUACGGCACUAUUGAGCUUUCAGAUGUAAACCUGUCUCUCCUCUCUUUCCCACAAAAGCACACUUGACUUUGUUACCAACGAAAGGAAGUUGAAAUCUCUUGUCUUUCCCUGCCCCCUCUCCCCCACCCCACUCCUGCUAAGAGUUCUCCCCGGUGAAGAGCCGAUCGGUAAACAUAAUUUAGCAAGCUCUUUGCUCCUGUAAGAAUCUGAUUUGGAAAUUCUAGGCAUUCAGUAACUGAAGACACACAACAAAUUUGGACUGUGCCGGCUUUGAAGUACUUUGGGCCUCUCUGCCUUCACUCACAUGCUCCCAUCCCGAGCCCAAACUUUGGUUUAAUUAAAAGAGCUGUGUUCUGUUAAAUAGUUUGUAUUCCAUUUUAUAUAUUUUGCACAUCUCAGGGGACCUUAAUGAGCAUAUGAAAAGGGGGGUGCCAUCAAAUAGAGAAGACAAAUGGAGGAGCUGAAUGGGGACCGACCAGGAUAAAAAUACCAAAUUAGUGCUUCUCUGAUGUUGUGGAGUGCAAGUUCAGGAGGCAUAAAUUGAAAGUUAAUCUGGACUAACAGUGAUCUGAACACCAGCUGUUCCCAAGUCUCCCUUUCUCAGAGCCCAACCAGCGGUUCGAAGAUGUAAAUUUAAAUUCUAUCGCAAUCGCCCUGGGGGGAAAAAUCUGUUGGACGGAAAGGAAAGCAUUGUGCGUUUUGUUUGUUUGUUUGUUUUUUUAGGUUGGCACAGCUUUGUAAAAUCCUACCCAGGAUAAAAACCACUUACCGCCACCAAGUGUACUUGAAAAUAAAGUUUUUAACUUAAAUUAUAGGCAUAUAGCUCACAAUACAAGAGUGAACCUAUUUUGAAGUCUCGCCAUUUAUAACACGGGCACUAUUUGGAGCUUGAUUAAAAGCCAACAACAAGCUAUCAUGACUUUGCCAGUUCAUUUUGGGAUCUCAAAGUGCUUCCAAAGCAUUCAGAUUGACAAACAAUUAACAAAGCAGAUCCUACUCGUAAUACCCAUACUUGAAAUGGACAGACAGAAGGGGGGAACCUCAGAUUACCCAGAAAUUCCGUGGCAGCUACCAGUGAUCUGUUUUCUAUCUGUUUGAUAGACCAUCAUGAGAAAUCACUAAAUACAAUGCUAUUUUUCUGAUGUGUGCUAAUAAAGUCGAAGAAAACAAAUACAACUGUACACUUUUGUCCAUCUUCAUUCAAAAAGUUCAGGGUGUUUGGAAUUUUACAAAACCCACCCAAAUGCCGUUGCGGUCAGAGGUAGAUCCUAGACAUACACCCGUGUUUACAGUUUCCUAUUGGGCUUCUGUAAUUCCUGUGCUAAAAUUCCAUCCUUCAGGAGCAUGGCUCUUCCCAAGAGUGGAAGGUGCUGGAACAGAAAUUGUAAUUAAAAACUUUCUCAAGUACUCUUCACUGUGCUGCGUUAGCACACUAGAAAUUCAAUACAAUAUAUUGAGUCCCACCUGGAAGAAUCCGGAUUUCCGAGGGAGCCGACCUAGUUCUCAGUGUGUUCUCAAACUAGGAGAUACCAGAUCCUUGCCGAGGACCUUCUCCAUUGCCACAGGCCAGCCGCAGAACCAGCCGGCGCAGGCUGUCAGGCGCCAGCAGACCCCCAAGCAGAAGUGAUCCCAUCCUCUCCUUUCCCCCAGCCCCCCCCUCCCCCCACCAUCCUGCCCGUUCUCUUCUGUGAGCAGCCAGGCUUCUGCAAAUGUCCAGGGCUUGAGGACGCCAGAACACAGGAAGAACGAAUGCGAAAGCGUGGAAAGCAUUGUUUUGCUUGGGGUUAGUAAAAUACAGGCAGGAAGCCGAUUACUAUCGGUCUGAUCUUUGCCAAGUUAGAUAAAAGAAUCAGCUGUCAUUCCGUCAUUCUCCCCGAAGGUUUUACAGUGUUAAGGAUACAUCCAAUAUUUUCCCAUAGAUUUUUAUUUAGGAGACAUUUCAUAAAUUAUAUAUACCAAAAAAAUUCAUGAUGAAAUUUCCUGGCGCGUUUGAAAUAGGCGUUGGCAUCUCCCUGAUUGAGUUAAUCUCUGCGUCUUUUGCAGCAACAUCCCAGAGAGAGAUUCCUCCAGUGACUGCUCCCCUAACACAUAAUCCUGUGUUUUUACAGUUGUUCUAUGACUUACGGUUGCUGAUUGGCAAGGUUGAGGAUUCUACAAGGCUCAAGGGGGACUAAACCUUCUUAUGAUUAUAUAUUAUCAGUUAUAGGGCUUUAAUUGCUCGUUGUUGGCCUCAAAUGCGAACACACACACACACACUGCCAACAAGGGAAGGGGAGUUUCACAAAUGAGGCAGCAAAUGUAAGGCUAGAGGCUUGGCUGGUCCACGUACAGCUGCCUACCUCCCUGUCCAAAGGCUGACCUUGGCACCCCCGUUCCCUUGCUCCCAACCAAAAGAGGUACCAAAUCUGAGAUCUGAGAACUCCUCCAGUAUCAGUCCUCUGCAGUUAUGGGAAAUUCAUGAAGUACACACUCAGCAGCUCCUUGCCUGCCUUUCCUCCCAGGUCCUUCCUCCCUGCCUCCUUCCCACUCCCCCACCUAGAUACCGAUCCACUGGCACGGUUUCCACACCGGAAGGGCAAAACAGUGUGUGGUAUUGUGCACACGUGAUGGGUUAGGACUAGGGCUGCCCUCGGGUCACCUUCAUGUAAGUAUUGACAGCUACAAAUUAAGGUCCUUAGAGUAGUUGACAUAGAUACUACUUUCUAGAAGAGAAAUUUCAACGUUAAGCUUAAAGGGAUCAUAAUUCUGCAGGUAUCUUUCUCUGAGUGACUGAAUGUGACUAUUGCAUUGGGGUAAAUGAAUUAAGAAGUGCAAGUGGGAUUUACUGUAUGUUAGAAAGGAGUUUUGCAGCCAAGACUGCCUUGAAUAAAAUGUGUUUGCACUGAAAAAAAAAAACAAAACUUUAAAUUACUUGGUCUCUGGUUGCUGUAAAGGUCAUCCAAGAUGGAUGUUCUGUUUAUAUUGUAUAGUAUUUCAUAUGAAAUAAUUACAGUUCAUGAAAUGUCUUCCCUAAUGUUACUGAUUUAUGACAGCACAUUUGUAACAUGGUUUUUAUCGUGUCGGUGUGCCAUUUUGUAAAUGAUGAUGGCUUGUCAUGCUUAGUAUAAUAACUUAAAAGGAAAAAAAGCACAGGGAUUUUUGUAAGUCUAUAUUUGAAAGUCCCUCCAUAAGGUAAUAUUGUGUUCAUGUUGUUUAUGUAGUGUUGUGUGAAAUAUCCAUUUUGGAUCGUGUUACUUUUUAAGAUAUUAAAUAACAUUUGGUUAUAUGUCUAAGUGGAUUUUUUUUGGUACUUGAGCAAAAAUACUUUAGGUGAGACCAAUUCAUUUCUUUCCUCAAUUAAUAGGCGUUUGUAACAAAUUUUUUAUUGCACAAUCUUUGUUAUUAGAGCUUUUGAAUUAAAAUAACUGAAAAGGGAAAUAUCUGAUCAGAAUCUUUUUCCGGGAAUAUUGAAAAAACCACAGUUUUUUGGUUAGCU